AUGCGAGCCGAGCCCGCGGGCCAGGGCCUGGCCGUGGAGCUGAGCGCCGGUUCUGAAGCAGCGCAUGUUGGCGGCGGAUUUGAGCGCGAAGGCGAGGGAGAAGCUGUCGGGAGGGGUGUCCAAGGCCCGGAGCAUGAGGGAGAAGGUGGAGAUGGAGUCCCGGGGCGAGUCCGAGUCGGAGAAGCCGCGGAUGACGGCGUUGUACAUGAAGGGGUCGGGGUUGGGGACGCGGCGGAGGAGGAGGCGGGCGUGGUCGAGGCCGCCGGAGAGGUUGACGGCGCAGUGGAGGAGCAAUUUUCCGGCGACGAGUGGGUUUGUUUCGAGGCCGGUUUUGGUGGCUCGGGCCUGGAAUUGGUGGAGGGAUUUCAGGGUUCUGCAGUUGUUCAAGAGUGA
Molecule: messenger RNA, 393 nt
Organism: Striga asiatica
Lineage: Eukaryota; Viridiplantae; Streptophyta; Magnoliopsida; Lamiales; Orobanchaceae
Source: the annotation of a GenBank genome assembly